Molecule: messenger RNA, 2453 nt
Organism: Drosophila virilis
Lineage: Eukaryota; Metazoa; Arthropoda; Insecta; Diptera; Drosophilidae
Cellular component (GO): cytoplasm
Molecular function (GO): glycosyltransferase activity
Source: RefSeq, a predicted model, not a curated record
CAGUUUAAUAUAGCUUAUCAAAACUGCAAAUAAGCAGCUGCUCGUCUAUUCACUGGUUUUUAAGCAAUCCAAAUUUAAAAGUUCAGUUUAAAAAGCAGCUAAGUGCUUGUGUUUGCGUUUUAAAAGCUCAAAAAAAUUCAAAGCUCGACCAGUAUCCUUGCUUUCCGAAUACUAGCAUAUACAUUUAACACUAAACUACCAUUUUCAGGCAUUUUCAUUCUGUGAUCCUAGUAAAAGUUUUUCUCUGAAAUGAUUUUUAUAGCCAAUAUCUUAAUUUUGACAAUUGUUUUUACGAGUGUAGCUAAAUAGUUGGUUAGUUGACCGAGAAUGCCGAGGUCGGGGCUGCCGUCGAUGAUGACACUGAAAGACGCCCGCGAGCUGUAAACGCCCCCUCGGCCCACAGCCCAGCCACUGCCCCUGCCCCUGCCCCUGCCUCGCAGCGUGUUAUCGUUAAUCGAUGGUCGCCCAUCAACAAAACUGAAAGCAAACAAGCAACAGGAGCCGCUUUGGGGUUGGCUGCGCAUCAGCGUCGACGACGACGUCGACGUCAACGUUGAAAAUAAACAGCGCAGCUGUUGGUGGCCGCAGCUGAGGCGACUGUCGACUGUCGACUGGCGACUGCCGAUGGCGACUCCUGAACCGCAUGACACUUGUAGUCACGAGUAGGCAGCUUGUCGCACAAGUCGCAUAACUGUAAUUCACACCUGGACGCCGCCGUGGGCAACAGGCAACAGGCAGCAGCAGGACAAUUUACCAGGUUGUGCUCGGGGCUCGGUGCGGCUGCGUGCGGCACUCAAGGUCGAGUGUUCGGUUCGGUCUAAUAAAAUAAUUAAAUUAAAAAUCUGACACGUACAUAUAAACAAAUUUAAAUAUAUGUAUAUAUAUAUCUGAUAGAUAUAUAAAAUUGUUGUUAAAAAUGCUGGCGGCACCAGAGAAUCGUUUUCAAUAUGUUUACUUUACGCUCUCCGGUCUGGUGGCCUGCACCAUGUUGAUACUCUUCUACAUCUCCAUGCGCACAACAAUUAAUGAACGCCUGCGCGAUGAUCUCAAGCUGAUGCAGCGGCAACUCUUCUAUCCAAAGCCAAAUCCGCACUGGAACUACAACAACAGCUGGCGACGCAUCGGAAAUGCAUCGCUAAGGCAUGAGAUAUAUGCCGCAUAUUUCGAUGUGCGCACGGAUAUUAUAAGCGGCGUAAGGCUGGACGAGGAGAUGACGGUUGGAUCAGUACGGAUUUUUGCAAUUUUGCCGGUGCGUCUGCGCGAUUCGCGGCUGAGCUGCAUUGUGCGCUUCGCGGACUUCACCAGCUACGAGAUUGUGGCCGAGGAGGCGGGCGCGAUGCACGAUGUGCACAAUAAUACCUUUGCGGCAUGGAGUAUUAUGUGCCCGCUUCAUGUGCCAAAAAAGUCGCCAGUGCGCCUGCCCCAAGCUGUGGCGCUCAGCUACGCAUCGAAUCGGCUGAGUCAUUUGAGUCCCAGCUACGUGCAAAUCAGCUAUCCCCGGAACAUGUCGGAGCUGUUUGCCAAGUCGCGACGCACGAUUUCCGUGUGCGUCGGCCCGCUUCAGGAGAACUACUCGAAUGUGCUGCGCCUCGUGGAGUUCGUGGAGAUGUACCGACUGCAGGGCGCGACGCACUUUUACUUCUACUAUGUGGAGGCCAGCGAGGAGGUGCGCCGCGUGCUGGCCCACUACCAGCAAAAGGGGCUGGCUGACGUGUUCGAGUGGAAUGUGCAGGCGCAUCUGCAUGAUCUGCACUAUGCGGGCAUCGUUGCGCAGUUCAACGACUGCGUCUAUCGCGCCAAUAUCGUGGACAAUCAUCGCUAUGCGGCUGUGGUGGAUCUGGACGAGGUAAUGAUGCCCCUCAAGCACAACUCCCUGGCGGACUAUCUGCGGCAGUGCGACGAGGGACGCACCUCGGGCUUUGUCUUUCGCAACGUCUUCUUCUACAGGCGCGACAGCAAUGACACCUUCAAUGCCCCGGCCCACCUCAUGAAUCGCGUGCUCUACACCCAGUCGAAGGUCCGACGCACCCUCGAGGUGCUGCCCGCGUAUGUGCGCAGCAAGGUGGUGGUCAAUGCGCGCUCCAUUGUGGAGAUGGGCAACCAUCAGGUGUAUCGCUCGGCGCCGGGCUAUGUGGAUCACAUUGUGCACCAGUCGGUCGGCCUGCUCUUCCACUAUCGGGACAAGUGCAUCAAUUGCAAAAUGGUGCUGAUUGUCGACUAUACGGCGCGACGCUUCGGCUCGCUGCUCUUUGAUCGCGUCGACGCCACGUGCCUGGAGGUCUUCAUGGAGCGGCACGGCAUCUGCACGCUGGCGUAGCCGUCGUCGUCCCUGGCAUGGCCUGUGCCUUAUCGCCCGCGUUAACGCCCACCAAAUGAGCGCCGAGCGCUCGACAUAUUCCGACUAUCCAGCGGCCAGUCUUGUGUUAUCCAUUGCGGCCUCAACAACAACAACC